AUGCCGUUCGACGCAGCCAAGGGUGAUGCCACAAAUGGCGCCAAACUUUUCAAGACUCGUUGUGCGUUGUGUCAUACGGUUGAGGCAGGAGGUGCUAACAAAGUAGGGCCGAAUCUCCAUGGCCUAUUCGGUCGUAAAUCUGGCACUGUACCUGGCUUCACUUAUACAGCCGCCAAUCAACAAGCAGGAAUUAUUUGGAAUGAAAAUACUUUAUUCGAUUACCUCGAAAAUCCUAAAAAAUACAUCCCAGGCACGAAGAUGGCAUUCCCAGGAUUUAAGAAAGAGAAAGACCGAAACGACGUUAUUGCAUAUCUAAAGACUGCGACUAAAUGA
Paraglomus occultum is the source of this 333-nucleotide messenger RNA. NCBI's taxonomy places the organism in Eukaryota, Fungi, Glomeromycota, Glomeromycetes, Paraglomerales, Paraglomeraceae. The record is from the annotation of a GenBank genome assembly.